UGACAGUAAAUAUGGUGUUUAUGACAGUAAAUAUGGUGUUUAUAAGUGAAUAGUAGUUAAAUACAGCACAGCCCAUGGCGAACGCACGCAGCACAUAGAGAGAAGAUGGAGGAGGGGUGGAUGGGUAUGUGAUCAAUGGGUUGGCAUCGUCACCAACAUGUCGUCGAUGACUUCCCAGUCGUCUUGAAUCAGGACCCAUUCGUGCGCCGAGCGGCGGUGCUCGCCAUAAUGCUGCAACAUGUCGUCCAAUGAAACCUCGACCCCCAUGUCGUUGAUCACGUCUACGCGGGAUCGAAUCACGUCGACCGCCGCGCCAAGGUCAAACUCGGUUUCCACGAGAACUUCUUCGAGGAUAUCUCGGUCCAUGGCGGGAAACGACAUUUCCAACAACGCUAGAUUCUCUUCCUUCCAGAACAAAUACUCGGCCGCAACGUCGUAUCCCAUGUUGGACAAUUCGCACUCCAAAGCAGUCCCGGCGUGCAACGCAUGCACAGACAACGGGCUUGUCUUCGACAUCAUGUUCAUGCACUCCUUGGGGAUCACAAUGUGCGGUCGGGUGGCAAAGAAGGUGGUUGUUGAAGUUGGUGUAGGGGUGUUUUUCGCGGCGAACGACGCAUCGGGCUGUGGGGACGACAGUUCCGUCCAUUGAGGUUGCUGGCACUCAAACGCUUGCAUCGUGACGUACGAGGAUGACUCGGACAAGUUGCGCUCAAAGUUCCACCGCGAGGAAAGGUUGCAGCGGCGGCGGACUACUUGAGAGGUCGAACAAUUCCGAAUGACAAGAAUCUAUCUCCAA
Aphanomyces astaci is the source of this 796-nucleotide messenger RNA. RefSeq lists its product as hypothetical. The transcript has a single exon. The record is from RefSeq and is a predicted model, not a curated record. NCBI's taxonomy places the organism in Eukaryota, Oomycota, Saprolegniomycetes, Saprolegniales, Verrucalvaceae. Bases 239 to 649 code for a protein of 136 amino acids.